CGCAGUAACAACUUCGCCGACGAGCGCGUGAAACACCUUCAUUUUCGCCUUAAGCAAAACAAAAAAGUAAAGAAAUCAAAACACACAAGUGCCUUAACAUAGUCUCUAGAAUAUUGCAACGAAUUUACUGCCCAUCAAUAUAUAUACAGCCCAUCGACAGGAACAAAAGAUACAGAAACGAAAAAGAUACAAGCCGAAGCUCAUCGAAUGCGGAAGUGAGCGAAAGCCGGCGGCUUUUUUAUUAAUUAUUGCAAUUAACGCAAAGGAUAAAAAAUACACAAGUGUGCGCAAACAAAGGGAAACAAAAGAGUGAGAGAAAGUGAUCGAGUGCCUUCAUUUGCAUAUCCUUGCAAAUUGAAUUAAUUUAAUAACAAAAAGCAAUUGAAUAAUAAGAAAACGUGCCGCAAUGUCUGUUGUUCGCAGUGCCAUGUCAAGCAGAAGUAUUCAGUAAUAAUUCCCGAAACCCCAGCCCAAGCCCGAUUUCAAUCCCAAAUCCCAGUCCGAAAAUUGAUUAAUCACUGUGCCUUGAACUGAUCGUCGUGACUCGUGAGUCAGAGCAGCGCCAUUUAAUUGUCCGCAAACAAAAGUACGCAGCCCAGUUGCGAAUUGUCGGCUUAAAUAUUGGUAGAAUAUCGGUAGAACCGGCGGCACCCCUCCCCCGCCAGGCACUACCCCUGGCCCCUCCAGUCGAGUGAAGCUUCAUGCGAAAAACGCCGCUUAAAUGCAUACGGAUAUCAUAAUUGGUGACCAAUUUGCCGCCAACAACAACUACUGGGUGAUGCAGUCCCCGGAACUGGACUAUCGGCACGAGCUGAUGGGUCGUCUGCACAAAAUCGAGCCCGCCGAUGUUGAACUUGAGGCUCUGGCAGCCGCCGCUGCAGCCGCCAACAACAACAACAACAAUAGCAGCAGCAGCAACAACAACCACAACAGCAACAGCAGCAGCAACAACAGCAACGGCAGCCAAACACCCACCAGCAACAGCAACAACAACAACAGCUUGACAGCCGGAGGCCAUCAGCAACACCAAUUCCACCACCACCUGCACCACCACCACUCCCAUCAGCACCACCACCAGCACCACCAUCUGCACCAGCACCACUCGCACAGCCUGCAGAGUGGCGAAAGUGGUGCAUCGGAGGCGUGGCCCCACCUCACCGCCCCCUCGUACGCCAGCGAUGUUGCACACACGCAGCAGCAACAGCAGCAGCAGCAGCAACACCAGCAGGCGCAGCAGCAACUGCAGCCCGCCGGAUCCCCGAAUUCCAACUCGAACGGAGCCUACGGCUGUGCCCCGCUCUACGAUGGAGCGCCCUACGAGGUGGCACUCGGCUACGGUGGUGCGGUGGUUGCGUCAGCGGGUGGUGCGACUUCCAGCGACAAGGAGUAUCUGUAUGAAACCAAAAACAAAGAGGCUCUAUACGCCGAUCCGCUGGACGAUCCCUACCAGCGACCCGUGCUCUGGGACGAUAUUACUACCUCAAUCCAAAAUAUCGAUCCGGAGAACGCGCUCAUGCUGAGCAGCAGCAACAACAAUGGCAGCGGCAGCAGCAACAGUGGCAACGGCGGCAGCAACAGCGGCGAAGCUGCAACAUCGCAGCUGCCGCAGGUCAAGAUGGAGGCGAUCGAUGAGAGCCUGCUCGAGACUUUCGCGACCCCAUUGCUCAGUCCCCUGGAGAUAAAGACCGAGAAGCAGCAGCAACAGCAGCGACAACAGCAGCAGCAACAUCAGCAGCAGCAGCAACACCAGCAGCAACAUCAGCAGCAGCAGCAAUACCAGCAGCAGCACUAUCAGCAACAUUAUCAGCAGCAGCACUUGUACCAGCAUCAUCCCAGCCUGGCGCUGCCUGGCCUGCCACCCGCUGUCGAGAUGGUGGAGUUGCAACUGCAACAGCAGCAGCAGCAGCAGCAACAACAGCAGCAACAUCUGCAGCACAGCAGCAGCAGCAACAGCCCCAAGCUGGCGACCCCCGGCGACAGCAGCAGCAACACCUCCUCCUAUCAGCAACAGUACGCAUCUCAAUUGGUCGCCGGAUCGGGCGGCUAUCUCAACGGUAGCAGCAGCAACUCCUACGGCUACAGCUGGCACAGCAGUCAGACCUUCCACACCAAAUACCAAAUACACCCGCCAUCAGUCGCUGCGUCCGCCACCGCCUCCGCCACUGCCACGCCCACAGCUCAACUCGGUGCUCAACAGCAACAGCAACAACAGCAGCAGCAACUGCAGCAGCUGUGUCCCCCGGCGGCGCCCAGCACCCCCUCGGCCUCCUCCUCGUCCAUCUCCUCGUCCUCCGCCUCCUCCGCCAGCCGCCAUAUGUUCGUGCCACCCCUGACUCCUCCCAGCUCGGAUCCCGGCAGUCCCGGCAGCUCCAUGGUGGCAGCAGCAGCCGCGGCAGCCGCUCAACGUCGCACCACCCCACCACCGCCCUAUCAGCAGGGCCAUGUGAUGGGCCUACUCAACCCACCGCCCACACUGCAGCUCUUGGGGGGUGCAGUCACGGGGAGCAGCUGCACCACCGCCACCACCACUCUGACCACCCUAACGCCCGCCAGUGCCAUCCAGCAGCAGCAGCAGCCGCAGCAGCAGCAGGUGCAACAAGUGCAGCAGCAGCAGCCACCGCCCACCCCCCGCUCUUCGGGGGGCGGGAGGCGUGGCCGGCACUCGCACCACCAGCCGGGAACGGCGGCCCACAUCGCCAGCCUGAUGAGCGUGCGAACGGUGCGCUACAACCGCCGCAACAAUCCCGAGCUGGAAAAGCGCCGCAUCCACCACUGUGAUUUUGUGGGUUGCUCCAAGGUGUACACGAAGAGCUCGCAUCUGAAGGCCCAUCAAAGGAUACACACUGGUGAGAAGCCCUACACCUGCCAGUGGCCGGAGUGCGAGUGGAGGUUCGCCAGGUCCGACGAGCUGACCCGGCACUACCGCAAGCACACGGGGGCCAAACCCUUCAAGUGCGUCGUCUGCGAGCGGAGCUUCGCGAGGAGCGAUCACCUGGCGCUGCACAUGAAGCGCCACCUGCCCAAGAACAAAUGAGGAAGGCGCGGGGUCCCAGCGAGCCCAGCUUCAGAAUCAACUAUACCACAAUCCAAAGGACUUUAGCGUAGAUAAAAUGAAUUCGUUUAGCUGAAAGGUUAACUACUACAUGGUACACACACUCUACUCUAGGAACAGCUAACCAAUUGGGGGUGGGGAUGACGGCAGACAUCACCCACUCGAUUAACUCAAACGCGAAGUAGGCUAAGUAAAUGAAAUUACCACCUGCUUGACAAACAUCCUAAUGUACCAACUAACCCGCACCACAAGGCAAAAACACCGUCGGCACCACAAUCACAAAUUGAACUAGGCUAAAGUAGCGUUACGUUACCAUGUAUAAACUUAUUUCUUUGCAUAUAGGACACUAGAUCUACAUAGAUGUUUAAUCAGAAUUCGGAACCUAGGUGGGUUAAGUAGCCGUAGUCCCAUGUAUUCUACUUGUAUAUCACUAUCGUAUGUAUCUUAGUGUCGUAAACCGUAAACCGUUUCAAAACCACCAAAAAGUGCUGGCACAAAAGCAUCCAAUAAAUGUAUUUGAAAAACUA
Molecule: messenger RNA, 3579 nt
Organism: Drosophila biarmipes
Lineage: Eukaryota; Metazoa; Arthropoda; Insecta; Diptera; Drosophilidae
Gene: dar1
Product: dendritic arbor reduction protein 1
Exons: 6
Coding region: 722-3034 (770 amino acids)
Biological process (GO): regulation of transcription by RNA polymerase II
Molecular function (GO): DNA-binding transcription factor activity, RNA polymerase II-specific; RNA polymerase II cis-regulatory region sequence-specific DNA binding
Source: RefSeq, a predicted model, not a curated record